Messenger RNA from Hermetia illucens (black soldier fly), 1550 nucleotides. RefSeq lists its product as uncharacterized. Gene Ontology annotation, molecular function: protein binding. The record is from RefSeq and is a predicted model, not a curated record. Lineage: Eukaryota; Metazoa; Arthropoda; Insecta; Diptera; Stratiomyidae. The coding region runs from base 351 to 1079 and encodes 242 amino acids. The transcript is spliced from 3 exons.
AUCGCCCGCGCGCCUCUGCUGCGACAGAAUUCCACUCAAUUUCAUGACAGAGUGGAAGCCAACAACGGUGAAAUGUCAAAACAAAUGCCGCGCGCCAGAAAAUAAUUGGUUUUCAGACCGGCUGUCGAUUUUGCAUUGUGCGUUAAAAUUGUCGAAUGAUAUAUUUGUAUAGUUUUAUCUAAAAAGUUAAAAAAUCAUCCUCCCUGCAAGCUGAGGUAACCAGAGGAGACUGACACCUUAAAUUUAACAAGAAAACAUUUAAAAUUUUGCGCACGCAAAAACGUUUUUAGUCAAUUGUGAGAAAAUUAUUUAAAAUAGAUAUCGCCUGGUGACAAUUUAUUGGGACCGCUAUGAGUUCAGAUGUGAAGUAUCGUCAUUCGUAUGGGGAUGGAGUCGAAGAGCAAAGUGAAGGGGUUUAUGAUAGCGUUCGCGAUCCAGAGGAUUCCACGGGCGGUACCCCGGAACGAAAAAAGAGUGAAGUGAGCGUGCGAAAGACCCGCAGUCAGGAGGCUGUGAAGACCUUGCUUGCUUCGUUUGGUGAGGAUGUGGAUCGCUGCAGUGACGAAUUUGCCCGUCAAGAAGUCAGAUUCAAGGACUUGUCCGCAUUGAGUGAGAUAGACUUGGCGAUGUUAGGGGUCAACGAUCCUGGGACACAAUCGGCUAUGCUGGAGACGUUUCAGGAACUUCCCAAUCAGGAGAUGGAUUACGAAAGGCUCUGUGCGACGACGGAAGCCCAAGAAUAUAAUGAACAGAUCCUAGGGCGCUCCCAAUGCCAUCUUAAUUCAAUGAAUACUUCAUUAUCAGCGGCGUAUCUCAAAAUGCUCGUGAAUCCGUCCAAUGAUGUUAUUGUAGACGAUAGUAUAUUUGCAAGUCGCUUUGUCCUUGAGGCCCUCGACGAACUGAAGAAAACGACCGAAGAUAUGGAAGAUCGACUUCGUGCUCUUGAGCAGAUAGCAGUCCGAAACGCCAAGAUAAAUCUAUCAAAUCGAGCUGGAAGAAAUUUCUACAAGACUCUAGUUGUCAUAGGUGGCAUUUGUACAGGUGUAUCCAUAGCCUUUUGGUUCUGGAAGGGUCGUUGAACAAUUUAUAUUGCAUACAGCAUUUUUGAGCUUUGCAACUUUAGAUAGAGAAAUAUCUUGUUACUAGACAUAAAUUCCAAGCAUUUAAAGGCAGAAUCUAGAGGAUUUUGCAGGAUUUCAAAGUACAAGGGAAGUUGCUGUGAUAAUCGAACAGACGAAAAACAUUUAAUGUUUAAGUGAGAAACUUUUCAUUUGUUGUGUAAAAUACCAAGAGAUAAUAAUUUGAAAAUAUCACAAUUGUAGAAUGAAGUAUUUUGAAUUACAUUUAUUUUAAUUUUCUUUUGUAUUUUUUGGAAGAUUUUAUGUUAGUCAUUUUUGUAUGUUGAAUUCUAAGAUUUAUGCUUUACUUUCCAUUAGGACUUUUCGAUUUCGUUAUUUUAGAAUUUUGUAAAAAUUGCAAAUAGGAAUUUACACUAUUUUAAAAGUAGCAUCAAUAAAUAUGGUCCAAGGGGUCAACUGCGCCCAUUUGUA